Messenger RNA from Malus domestica (apple), 1510 nucleotides. Its product is annotated as ATG8-interacting protein 1. Gene Ontology annotation, cellular component: intracellular membrane-bounded organelle. Lineage: Eukaryota; Viridiplantae; Streptophyta; Magnoliopsida; Rosales; Rosaceae. The record is from RefSeq and is a predicted model, not a curated record.
CUCCCUCUCUUUUAUUUCUCCAGAAAUCUCUACAUAUAAAAACCCCACCCCACUUCCCGAGACAGUUUUCAAUCUUCAACCUUCGACCCCAUCUGAACGUCGUCGUUCCGAUCCCCCAUCGGGCCGUUUAUAUUUAACCGCUUUACUUUUUCUGAAGCUUUAAGUCCUUUAAGAUGGCAGAUAAUGAGGAGAGAGAGGAAAGCACUGUGCGGGGUAAGAUGGCAGAUAACGAGGAGGGGGAGGAAAGUACUGCUCGUGGGAAUGGAUGGGAAGUUGUACAACUUACAGCAUCUACGUAUGCUGCUGCUCCUGGUCCAGGAGGAAUUGAGUUGAGCAAUGAGGAUCAGAGUGAUACCUAUGGUGAGCAUGCUGAAUCUUCUCGUGCUCUUUUCAUGUCUGGUCACUUUGCUUUUCCACCCAGUCAGCAUGAGAAUUUGCCGUUGGAGUCCGAUAGAAGUGAAAUUCAUAAUGAACAUUUGGACAGUGAUGUCUUAGCUGAGAUAGGUAUUGAAGAAGGAGGUAGGUCAAGUGGAAAGGAGGAAGAAACUUUGACUUUGAAAGGGUUGAAUGUGCCAGAUGAGUUUGCAGGAAAACAGUCUGUAUAUGAUAAGGAUAACAUGCAAUUGAUUGGUGAUACAGAGUUUGAAGAAGGUUUAAUUUUGGCUCACAAAGAUCAGAUUAUAAUCGAUGCUGCUACAUAUCAUUUUGACGGUGAAACAGAUCUUGGCAGCUUAACUCAUUUUGGUGAGAGUCCCACUAUUCCUGGACUCGAGGAACCUUCAGAACAAGGUUUAGGUUUCUCUGAGGACAUCAUGCAAUCCCCAAGGUCUCAGAAAGAUGAUAAACUUGAUGUUUCUCGCCUGCCCUGUGGAGCUUGGUGGAAAAGAAGAGCUGCUUCCUUGUAUUCUCAUGCAAAAGAAGCAAAUGCAGUUUGGUCUAUUUUCGUAGCAGCAGCUGUGAUGGGGCUUGUGUUACUUGGGCAGCGGUGGCAAAAUGAAAGGUGGCUGGCUCUACAGCAAAAAUGGCUGUUGAGCGUCAAUGAUCAGAAAACAGGAAGGAUGAUUGGUCCCAUAUCCCGUCUUAAAGACGUUAUAGUGAGCAGCCACCGCCGAGGAUCCUUUAUCGGGAGCGGCUCCUCAAGCGAGGCUUAAGAUGAUGACGAAAAAUACCAUGGGUGAAGAGAGAAGUGAUGGAGUUGGAGAUGCAGAUGAGGGUUACAUAUUAGUUUGUUUCCGAUGUGGUUGAUAUAUAUUCCUUUUAUGGAUAGUUUUACUUGGCUACAUGCUAAAAGUUUGAUAUAACCGUCGUAUGAUCUUUUUCGAUCACCAUGAAGUUGCCGCUGUACAGAGCUCUUACUUGUUACGAUUUCUAUGAUUACGUUUUUUUGUGUUGUGGCUGGAGUUCUGCUUGUGAUUGUUGUGAAGAUAGAAGUACAUUUUGUUGAAUUUCCAGAAUUUGUAAACCGGAAUACGGAGUGAAUUUUAUCAUGGUAAAGCUCUAUUUGCACUCA